Messenger RNA from Sturnus vulgaris (Common starling), 1118 nucleotides. It is a transcript of the gene ASPHD2, whose product is annotated as aspartate beta-hydroxylase domain containing 2. The record is from RefSeq and is a predicted model, not a curated record. Lineage: Eukaryota; Metazoa; Chordata; Aves; Passeriformes; Sturnidae. Gene Ontology annotation, cellular component: membrane.
AUGGUGUGGGUGCCCCUGAGCCCCACGAGCAGUGACCGCCGGGCCCCGCUGCGCGCUCCCAGCACCACCACCAUGUCUUUGGAGUGGCUGAUGGACUGGAGCUGGUCCCUGGACGGCCUCCGGGAUUUUAUCGCCACCGGCAUCCAGUCUUUCCGCGACUGCGACGCCACGGCCCUGGUGGCCGUCGCCUGCCUGCUGGUCCUCUUUGUGUGGUACUGCUACCACGUGGGGCGGGAGCAGCCCCGCGCCUACACCACGGUGAAUGCGCUGAUGCAGAGCGCCGAGGCCAACGGCGUGCAGAACGGCUUCGUGUACUGCCAGUCGCCCGAGUGUGUGCGCUGCUCGCACCACGACGGCCUCAACCAGAAACUCUACCACAACCUGCAGGAGUACGCCAAGCGCUACUCCUGGUCCGGCAUGGGCAGGAUCCACAAGGGCAUCCGUGAGCAGGGCCGCUACCUCAACAGCCGGCCCUCCAUCCAGAAGCCAGAAGUCUUCUUCCUGCCCGACUUGCCCACCAUGCCCUACUUCUCCCGGGACGCUCAAAAGCACGAUGUGGAGUUGCUGGAGCGCAACUUCCAGACCAUCCUGUGUGAGUUUGAGACCCUGUACAAGGCGUUCUCAAACUGCAGCCUCCCACAAGGAUGGAAAAUGAACAGCACGCCCAGCGGGGAGUGGUUCACCUUCUACCUGGUGAACCAGGGCAUGUGCGUGCCCAGGAACUGCCGGAGAUGCCCACGGACGUACCGCUUGCUCGGGAGCCUCCGUACCUGCAUUGGCAACAAUGUCUUUGGGAACGCCUGCAUCUCUGUGCUGAGCCCAGGCACCGUCAUCGCCGAGCACUACGGGCCCACCAACAUCCGCAUCCGCUGCCACCUCGGUCUGAAGACUCCCAGCAACUGCGAACUGGUGGUGGGGGGCGAGCCCCAGUGCUGGGCUGAGGGCCGGUGCCUGCUUUUCGACGACUCCUUCCUGCACACAGCAUUCCACGAAGGUGCCCCGGAGGAAGGUCCCCGCGUGGUGUUCAUGGUGGACCUGUGGCACCCCAACGUGGCCGCGGCCGAGCGCCAAGCCCUCGACUUCAUCUUCGCGCCGGGACGAUGACGGCGCUGCCCGGC